GUCGAUGCCGAGAAGACCAUGUUGACCACCACUGCCGGCCUUGUGAAUUGAUUAUUGCCAUUGUCAGGACUUUGAUCCUGGGACCAUGGCUGUCGCAAAACCGUCAUGAUGAAGCCGACCAAUUCCCUGCUCACCACCCGCCCAAUCGCCUUCCUCGGCCUCCCGCCCGCCCUCCGAACCCUCGCCAUCCCACGACAAUAUUCCACCCAGAACAGCCUCGGCGCCGCGCCGCAGGCCCCGAAGCGCCGAAGCAGAACCGUGACGCCUUUCAACGACGAUGGUUCUGUGCCGUGGAGUGAGCUCUCCGCCGCCGAGAAGACUGCUCGGGCAACCCAGCAGAGCGUCAACUUUGGCAUGAUCCUUGUUGGUCUCGUGCUAACGGGCGGUGUUGGCUACUUCCUAUGGACCGACGUAUUCUCCCCCGAUAGCAAAAUAUCACAGUUCAAUCGCGCGGUGGACAGAAUCAAGGACGAUCCUCGUUGCAUCGAGUUGCUUGGCGACGCCAGAAAGAUCACGGCUCAUGGAGACGAGACAUUCAACAAGUGGAGGAGAGCUCGCCCCGUUUCGUCUACGGAGAAAACCGACGCACAAGGGCACCAGCAUCUGGUGAUGCACUUCUAUGUCGAGGGGCAACGCAACCGUGGAGUUGCUCAACUUCACAUGAUCAAGCAUCGUGGUCAUGAUGAAUUCCUGUACAAGUACUUUUUCGUGGACAUCGAGGGCAAUGACAGAAUCUAUCUCGAGCAAGAUGCCACGGGCUCCGCCAAUUCAGGAAAGAAGCUCAGCUUCUUCGGCGUCAAAUGGGGCUAAUGUCUAUGCGCACCAAGUGGUCGUGGUUAAAAGGUUUGGUUACGAGAAAUGCCCUCAUGUACAACUGGUUCGAAGGAAACUGCCUGCAUAUCAUGUUGAUGGGGCAGGCAAGGGACUUUUCACGUGUAUGAUACUGUCACUUCGAUGACCAGAGUUUAGGGGAUUCAUCCCCAUGUCUGUACUAUUAAGAUGAUGUUCUUCAAUCCCGUCCACCUAUGUCCGCAAGUUUGAAGUCGUUGCCUGGUCUUCCCUUCGGUUGAGAGGAGACUGCUAAUUUGCAAAGACAUUGAUAUGGGUGGCAUGCUUCUGUACUUGAUAAACGAAAGACAUUUGACGCGCUUUCACAUUUGGUUGAAUGAUAUCGGUUAUUUACGGUGUCUACCAUCUAUA
Ilyonectria robusta is the source of this 1200-nucleotide messenger RNA. RefSeq names its product TIM21-domain-containing protein. The record is from RefSeq and is a predicted model, not a curated record. Gene Ontology annotation, cellular component: TIM23 mitochondrial import inner membrane translocase complex. NCBI's taxonomy places the organism in Eukaryota, Fungi, Ascomycota, Sordariomycetes, Hypocreales, Nectriaceae. The transcript is spliced from 4 exons. The coding region runs from base 106 to 810 and encodes 234 amino acids. Gene Ontology annotation, biological process: protein import into mitochondrial matrix.